Poecilia reticulata (guppy) is the source of this 1643-nucleotide messenger RNA. The record is from RefSeq and is a predicted model, not a curated record. Lineage: Eukaryota; Metazoa; Chordata; Actinopteri; Cyprinodontiformes; Poeciliidae.
UUCUUCUGCUGCUGCUUCUUCUUCUGCUGCUUCUUCUUCUGCUUCUUCUUCUUCUUCUGGCUCUGCGGAUGUUUGCUGGUUUUCUUUCCUAAUAAUGCAGCAGAUCUUUUCAGAUGAAUUUUUCGGAUGCAGAUCCAGAACCUAACUUGGUGCAGAUGUUUUCAGAAAACGGUUUUUCAAAAUAAAAUAAACAGACUGCUCACUACUGAAAAAUUAAUGAUUUUCAAGAUGGUCAUCAAGAAAAUAUAUUUUUCUUAUAAAUUUGCCAAUAUUUAUCAGAUGACUACAUAUCAAAUGUUUAUUGAUAUGAUAAUCAAUAAACUAUCAUAUUUAUUGAUAAUGUUUUAAUAUUCCAAGAUGGCCGCCAUGGUUGUCCCAGAAAGUCUUGGACUAAAAUCACCGAUUAGAUGUUUGUGUUUGGUGUCAAAUAAUAGGAACAAAUAUAAAAGUCUUUUUGGUUAUUUUUCCAGAAGCUAAAGCUAAACGCUAGCACAAAACAUUAGCCGAAGCUAAACCACGUUCAGAUUCUACUUUACUUCUUACGGAGGAACAAAAUGGAGACACUGAUUAAAGUUAAUCCAACUUAUGAAAAUGGGACCGUUUGAUUUCAAUAAACUGUUUGAGGCUCAUAAAGACGGCCAUCUUGAAAAGCCUCCGGGGUUAGCAUGCUAAUAGAUAGCAUGCAGCGAAGGUCCGGGAUCCUGAUAAAGUUCUGACCGGUGAACUUUUGUGUUCGGCUGAAUAAAUCAGAACAAACUGGACUGAAAAGCAGCUGAAGUCCGGACCGGUUCUGGUUCUGGACAGCUGCUGGAUCAGACUGGACCGACCGGGCUCUGCUCUGGCUCUUUAACGAGCAGCAAUGCGCGCUCCCGUCAGCAUCAGACGGGUCUCCACGCGAACGCGCAGGCGGUCCAUUAGCAGCAGCUGAGCCGGACUGGUACCGGAGAGGAGGGGCAGGAAUGCGGGCUGCAGCAGCAGCCUCCCCCGGCCUGCGGGUCGCUCCGGUCCCGGUCCCGGUUCCGGUCCCGGUCGGAGCUCCGGAGCAUCUCGCCGGCAGGAAGCCGCAGUACGCAGGCGCGGCCGCCUCUGCAGAGGAGGAUGGUGGGAGUCCGAGUCCCGGUCCGGACGGGCUGAAGUGUCCGCUGCGGAGGUUCACCUGGAGCCGGAGUCCCGCGGCCCGCAGCAACAUGGAUGACGACGCGACGCGGCGGCGGCGGCGGCCUCUGGUCCGAGCCGCGUCGGAGGACAGCGACUGGACCUCCGGCGGCUGCGGCCCGCUGCCGGGCGACACGCUGCCCUGGAACCUGCAGAAGCACCAGCGCAUGAAGCGGUCCAGGUCGGCCUCGGGGGACGUUCUGGACCCGGCGGAGCGGGCCGUGAUCCGGAUCGCAGGUGAGGCGCUGCGGCGGCGGCGGCCGGGCGGUUUUCGCAGCGCUCCAGUUGGAGCAGGGGGUCCAAAGUGGGUCCCGGUCCGCGGCAUCCUGCAGGUUCAGGUUCUGUCCCUGGUGGCAGCAAGAACCUUUUCAGAAGGUCAAAGUUCAUCUCAGGCCUCUGAUGAUCCAUCAGCUGAUCCAGGUGAAACCAGGGAGAGACUGAAACACGCAGGACGAGUCCAGGACCCACUUUGGGCUCCACUGGGUUAG